Corapipo altera (White-ruffed manakin) is the source of this 1158-nucleotide messenger RNA. Its product is annotated as translation initiation factor IF-2-like. Bases 1 to 693 code for a protein of 230 amino acids. The transcript is spliced from 4 exons. NCBI's taxonomy places the organism in Eukaryota, Metazoa, Chordata, Aves, Passeriformes, Pipridae. The record is from RefSeq and is a predicted model, not a curated record.
AUGUUGGGACCGCGGGCAGGGCGCUCCGCCGCCGAUCAGCGAGGCCCGGGGCUCCCCCGGCAGCCGCCACCGCCUCGGCCCAGCCGCCCGCCCCUCUCAUGUGACGGCGGAGGGCGGAGAGGGAGCCGGCCCGGCCCAGCCCCGCCGCCGCCUUCUCCGCGCCACCGCAGGGUCGCGGCCACCGCCGAGCUGUGUUACCCCCCCCGCCAGCGCCCCGGCCCAGCCUCCCGCCCGCCUCCCUGUGCGGUGUUCCCUCCCCAGCGAGCCCCGCAACGCGGCCUGGCAGCGCCCAGGCCCCUGAAGCGGCUUCCCCGGGGGCUCUUGGGGGUCGCCGGGGCGGUCGGGAGCGGGGGGACCCGGGGCUGUGGGGCUGCCGUUGGGGACCCAUUGGGGUCGUGUUUUGGGGUCUGCAGGAGCCAGAAAAUGCCUGCAGGCACCCGGCUGGCUUUUUGGGGGAGAGCGGGAGGAGCCAAAGUGUCUGUGGGAUAUUUAAAGUCUUCAGUAAAGAUCUUCAGUGAGUUACCUACCAUGGGAGUCAGGAUAUCAGCAGCCUCCAAAGUCUGUAAAGAAAGGAAGCUGUGGGAGGAAAGGGUCAGCCAACAGGAAAAUAUCGGGUUUUUCAUUUUCCUUUUGGAGGCUGGCAUGGGACAGAGCACCGUCGAGGAAGCCGAGUCAGGAACACUCACCUCUUGACACCACUGCUGAUAGGUGGUUAUUACAGCCCAUUGUGCUGAGAGCGGAGGUCUGGCUCUGACAGCUGCUCCAGUGAUAAACUGUUUUACCUCGCCUAAAAAUCAUAAGCAUCACAAACCUUUAAAAUACUCCUCUGACUUUCCUAUUUUAAAUUAAAUAUUGUUAUAAGUUUAGUAAGUUAUAAAAAGGAUAUGAUUACAUAAAACCAGCAUCACCUUGGUAAGAGAUUCAUUAUUAAAUGUGUGUCUAUAAAGUGCAACUACAGGAUGAUGUAAAAUAAGUGUGAAUGCAGAUGAACUGACUGGCUUUGAAUAUUUUUGUACACUGAGCAAAUUGUUAAUUUACAUUAGUGGGGAAUCUGAUUCAUUUUAAAAAUUCUAAUUUUAUAAUUGAUCACAGAUUGCUUACAUUUAAUUUGUGUUGGUUUACACCUUUAUAUAGAAUAUAUUCCUUUAUUUUCUUGUU